GAGUCCCGGCACACGGGCCGCGCGGCACGGCUGGCCGUAGUCGAGACAAGCCGGCGUCGGCGCCGCACAGCCACGUCGGCCGCAGUUCGAGCAGCGUGCGCUCCCCGGGGUUCAGGCCCGUCAACGUUCAAGUGUUCGGCGGCGACGACAACGUGCUCGACGCCAGUUGUUUCUUCUCCGUCGGGGAUUCGCUUCGUCGCUGCGCCUUCAUGCUGCGCCUUCGGAGAAGCUGAGGAGUCAUGCGGAGUGCCGGAACUGCCCUUGAUUUUCUGGCUGCGUUCGGCUUCUUUCUGCUCAUUCUGACACUACCGGGCCAUGGGCUGGAAGCCAGCCACAACUACAUGUCGAGCAUGGAGAGAGAGGACGACGGGUCCCCGAGCACGGAGUGGACGUCGCCGGAGACGCAGACCACGGAGCCGCCAUCUGUGGCGAGCAUGCCCAGACUGGCCUUCUUGGACAAGAUCCUUGAACAGUACGACAAGAGGGCUUGGCCCACCUAUGGCCUCGGGAUGCCAACCUAUGUCAAGGUGAACAUAUACGUCAACAGCAUCGGGCCCAUCAACGCUAACAACAUGGAGUACGGGAUGGACAUCUACCUGCGGCAGUCGUGGCGCGACCGGCGCCUCAACCUAAGCCAGCACGGCGUGAGCAGCACGGUGACCAUCAACGGCGAGGACAUCAUGUCCAAGAUCUGGAAGCCGGACCUGUUCUUUCGCAACGUGAAGGACGCCAAGUUCCACCACGUGACCGUGCUCAACAAGCUGGUUAAGAUCGGCCCCGACGGAGAGGUGCUCUUCAGCAUGCGGCUCACACUCCGGCUCGCCUGCUUCAUGUCCUUCAGGCACUUCCCGUUGGACACGCAGCGCUGCCACAUCCUGCUCGGGCCGUAUGCUCAAACGAUAGACCAAACUGCGAUUUCCUGGCAAGAUAAGGACCCGAUUGUCAUCGAGCAUCCUAUUGAAAUGCCAGAAUUCGAUUUGGUUCAUCACUCAUACGGUCAAUUCAACAGAGCCAUCGACACAGGGGUGUUCAGCUUCCUGAACGUAACGUUCACGCUGGAGCGCCAGAACGGCUACCACCUGAUCCAAACGUACUUGCCCACGUUCCUGAUCGUGAUGAUCUCGUGGGUGUCCUUCUGGCUCAACGUGGACGCCACGCCGGCCCGCGUCACCCUCGGCGUCACCACCCUGCUCACCAUGACCACCGUGGCGUCCGGCGUGCGCACCCAACUUCCCCCGGUCUCUUACGUCAAGGCCAUCGACGUCUGGAUCGGCGCCUGCUCCGUCAUGGUCUUCGGCGCCCUGCUCGAGUUCACCCUCGUCAACUACCUCUCGCGCAGCAAGAUGCGGCCUGAGGAGUUCCGAAAGUCCAUCAACAUCUUCCACCGCAACCGCAAGGGCACCGAAAAGCAGGACGCGGACGAAGCCGAUCACAAGUACUCCGGUCGCGCAAACGCGGAGCUGCAGAAGAACCUCAAGCGUUCCCAGAACGUGGACAAGGUCUGCAGAAUCAUGUUUCCCUUCAUGUUCUUUGUCUUCAACGUGAUCUACUGGGCGUACUACCUCUACAAAAGCGAAUUCACCUGAGGGGACCGGCGCUACACCCAGGACUGCGAGAGUGCUGGUGGUCGGACCAAGGACGUCGAGGAUCUUCAGCAAGCGCAAGACCAUCUAAAUUGACCUAUGGACAUGUCGUGACAGGGUGGCCUCGACGAGAACUGGGACUUGACGAAAAUAAUCUUUGUUAUCCUUGUGCUUCGACUCGGGUGUCCGUGUUGAACAGAGAGCCCUGUCAUAGUCAUUCACAGUUUAAAACUCGCAGGGUAUGAUCAACUUCCAUCAUUUCAUUAUCUCUGUUACAGGUCUGUCUCACCUCCCCACCUGAUAUGCGGCACAAUAGAAGUCAAUAUGCGGUAUUUACUGGGCGCCAUAUUGACUCCCAUUUAACGUCGUCAACAACAGCGAUCCCGGUUGGGCAGAAUACACGUUUAUACACGUUCAGCGUGCAUUCCACCCAAUAAAGACGCUGUUCUUGGCAGGCGAUAAAUAAGAGCUAGCUAUAAAUACGCGAUGAGGGCAACACGCUCAAAUGUGGCGUCCCGUGAAUUCCACCAAUCGCAAAGCCAAAAUGGGGGACGUAAUGUUCUGAGCUCUUUCAAUCGAUUGGGAGACUAAACAGCAGAAUAUUUUGUUAGACUUUUACUGCCGAGCGACCUUAAAGAGAUAAUCUGAUAUAAAAUUGGAAUCAAAUUUAUUUUUAACUACGUUAGAGUAGUCUUUCUUUAACAAACGCCUCUUUUUAGCUGAGCGUGUUCUCGUAGGACAAACAUUUUAAAUAUCUGUUCUGAAGAGCGACGUAGAAGUUGCAGCGGAUAGCAGCCAGAAAUGACCCGAACUGAAAUGAAGGAUGUAUGGCACUCUUUGAAGCAACAGCUCAUCACCCUGCAUAUCAUCAAAGUUAUGCUGUUUUUAUAGACCCACAAGGCCUCAAAUAAAACGCGUCUUGGCCUAUGAAGAAACAGGAAAAGAAAAAAAGAAUCAUAGGUCAACAUGCCGUUGACCUAUGAACAUGUGAACUCUGCAGAAACGAUUUGAUUCUAGAUUCAAAGAUUCAAUUCUGGUUUCUGUGCUUUUAUUUUUGCUUGAAUAGAGAGAUGAAAAAAGAGUAAGAGAUUUGAUAGUUAAAGUAAAGCUACGAACCCAUGGGCCAGAAAAGAUUCAUAAAAUCGUCAAAGGGGGAGAAUGCAAUACCGCAGCCUAAAGACCGGAAGCACUCGUAUUUGAACGCUGUCACCUUUAUUUAAAGAUGUUCGAGCUCGUAUAGAUUGGAGAUAGAGAAACAUUUCUGUCUAGUGUAUGUGCACUGUCAGUAGACUUUACGUCCUUUCCCCAGGGGACCUCUACCAGACAGAUGGGACCAAAUGUGGCAUUUGGUCUUAAAAAUUACGACAUCGCGCAUCACCCUUUUCCACGUCGUUUUAUGUCGACAGCUCAGCUGUAGUGGGUUACCCCUCGACUACUUGGUAUAGUUAGGGACGGUCUAAGAAACGCAAGACGUGGCGAACGCCGAGCAUUAUAUUAUCGCUCAGCAGCCAGUGAACACAGAAGCACGACCCACGGAGCAAGAAGCACGAACACCAUAAGCCACGUCCUGCGUUUCUUGAGUCGCCGGCGACUACUGUGGAAGCAAUCGGGAAGGACUACCGCAGAAAACACGAUAAGAGAAACUUCGUCCGUGUCCCAUAUUGCAUUUACAUGGUGGUUGAUGGUGGGGAAGACGAGAGUGCCGCAAGCCACCUCGCGCCAUCCUUCGAUGCUCUUUCGUCGCUGUUUGUUCAAUUGUUCCUCAGUCAUGUACACAAAAAAGGAAUCGAUCUCACUAAUCGAAGAUCAGAGUUUCCCGCUGACUUUCGGGGUGUGUGGACGCCCAAUCUGUGAUUCGGGACGCGCGGUGCGAUCCAAGUGUAAUGUUUAGAGACAAACUAACGUUCGUCUGCAAAGGCGAAGCGCGUGAUUCAGGCGCGAAGACGGUGGGACGCGCCUAUGCCGCUAAUCAAGAUCAGCAUCACGAUCUCAGCCCGCACCACCGCGACGUCGCGAUUGGCGCAGUUGAGCGCAACCCUCCGUGCGGCGAGCACAGGGCAGUUUCAACUGGAACCUCGUCCGUCUGUCGGUGUUUUUGAAUCGGAUCAUGGGUCUUGUUCCUUCUGUAACGAAUUUGCGUAUGACGUGUGAGUAUUUUUACCCGGUAACGUUUUCUAAAGUAUCGUAAGAUCUCUGCGUCUGGCGUACCUGUAACGUCGUACGCGUGCACGUGGAACAUGCCUCGCGCACUUUUUGUGGAUGUAGAACCGAGUGUCUGUGCUUGUGACUUUCGAUUGAGGCUGUGUCAGUGAGUCAUCCCAUCUUCUCGUAAAACGCAGAACUAGGAAGGUUACUCGGAAAGUGUCGCGUCAUACGCACCUGUAUAGACAGGAAUAAGUGCACUAAUAGUCGUCGUCUCUUGUUUUGCGAGUUUAUUAACCAAGAUAUCACCGAAAUUUAAGAACGUCAAAAAAGAAAUACUUUCGGAAUUAAAAGCAUAAAUGUAGUCAAUUGACUAACCAUUAUAAAACAAGGCUCUUAUGUCUUUAAGGCUGAGGUUCAAACAUGAUAAAUUGCCUCGAUAUUCUUUUUUUAUUAUUAUUGAUUUCUUCUUAUUUUGUAUUAUGUGGCCUAGCACGCAUAUCACUGACAAAUAUGGGCUUUGGCCCAUAAAGUUGGUUCACGGAUUAGUCAAAUAAGCCAUCCGGCACGUUGCGACACUAAUAUAGUCGGUAAAAGCACGGCACAUAGCCCUGAUGAUGAUCGCCGUCACAAAUGGCACUGGAUCACGACUGGACAGUGGGUUCGCGACGCAACUGAAGAAUAGCUAUCGCUGCUCAAUUUUCUUUCGUUCAAUUUUGUUUUUCUUUCAUUUUUUUUUUUCGGCUGAAGAUGGAGCGAAGAGCUUGUUCGUGGUUUUGUGCGUCAUAAAAACCAUUAUUUUACUUUACUAUAUAUAUAGUAUAUAUGCAACAAAACUUUGCAUUAAAUACUGUUUCCAUGUUGUUGUUGCAGUCACUGACAUGAUAAGAAUGGCAGGUCGUCAUUUUCGGACGCUCCCCCAGCGGCUGCCCGUCGCCUUCCGCCGUGCACUGCAUGCUCGUGCACGCUUGAAAUCUUAUCGGAGGAAGGAGGCUCACUCUGGAAGCGGGACAACUGAAAGAACUCCCCACCCUUCCCAUCCUGUCAGUGACUAAAAAAAGAGGAGAGGGGGUCCUUUAUUUUCAAAGAUCGAUUCAGUACAGCGGAACAUUCUUUUUUUUUUACAUAUAUAUAGGGCUACACUCUCCAACUGGCAGUCACUCACGUGAACUGCGUAAACGACCUGAUGUCACUGAUUUCGCUCCGUUAGGACUCGACGCGUGUCUAGCCUCAACUUUGAAGUCGUACUUCGAUCAAAUUGCGGACAUUGAACCGUUCGCUUCUUUUUCGCCCUUGGGCGCACGCGGUGCAUUCUGUAAUCACGUGACUGCGGACCUCCAUAGAAGCUAUGAGGUACUAUUUACAACCAUUGUAGUCACCAGAGAGCUUAAGGAACGCUGGACGUGGCUCAUUGUGUUCAGACUUCUUGCUUCGUGAUAGGUUCUUCAGCUUCCUUGUCGUCUAAUGCGACAAUUUGAUUGGCUGCUGAGCGAUAAUUAGAUGCUCGAUACACGUCACGCUCCACGUUUCUGAAGCACUCGAUGACUCUGAGUGGAAACCAAGUCGAGAAAAAAAAAAGGAGCACCCGCUCUUUCGUGGCCAGAUUCGUGCGAGUCCUAGAAUUGUGAAACCAACAACAACAACGGGAACAAAUCAUUACGCUUUAUGUCUGGCCGCCUUCAACCUAAAUUGAAUUUGAAAUCUUAAAGCUUAAGUUUAACGAGUAAGCGGCAUUAGUAAAAACAAUAUAUGUACAUUUCGCUCAGACUCCCACAUUUAACAACUUUCGGGGUUAGGACAGAGCGUUACUUUAUUCCUCUUUACUUCACUGUUACUUACGCAGCGUUGUUUUUGUUACCGUUGAUGCGUUUUGUUCCAGUCCAGCGCAUUGGCACGGUUUAUUCAUCUUCACACGCUCGACCGUUUUGUUUUAAGUGUUUUAUUAAAGAAAUGUUUUACUUUU
This is a messenger RNA of Ixodes scapularis (black-legged tick), 5688 nucleotides long. Its product is annotated as glycine receptor subunit alphaZ1. Gene Ontology annotation, molecular function: chloride channel activity; extracellular ligand-gated monoatomic ion channel activity; transmembrane signaling receptor activity. Gene Ontology annotation, cellular component: synapse; neuron projection; membrane. The coding region runs from base 240 to 1586 and encodes 448 amino acids. NCBI's taxonomy places the organism in Eukaryota, Metazoa, Arthropoda, Arachnida, Ixodida, Ixodidae. The transcript has 7 exons. The record is from RefSeq and is a predicted model, not a curated record. Gene Ontology annotation, biological process: chemical synaptic transmission; signal transduction; regulation of membrane potential.